UUAUUAGGCGGCGCGGGGCGGCCGGCACAGAGCUCCCUGAGGCGCGGCAGGGUCAGGACCUCGGUGGCAUGGCGGCGGUGGCUGCCCCGAUUUCCUCCAGCUGCCACUCCUUGCUUCGUGUCCCCGGUCCCUAGACGCCUCGUCUCCUCCCGUGUCCCUCUUCCCAUGGAGUCAGUACGGAUCGAACAGAUGCUGAGCUUGCCCGCCGAGGUCAGCAGCGACAACUUGGAGUCGGCGGAGCGAGGGGCAUCAGCGGCCCAAGUAGACAUGGGCCCCCACCCAAACGUGGCUGCAGAGGGCCCCGCACCUCUACCGACGCGGGAGCCAGAGCAAGAGCAGUCUCCGGGGACCUCAACGCCGGAGAGCAAAGUCCUGCUCACGCAGGCAGACGCCUUGGCGUCUCGGGGGCGAAUCCGUGAAGCCCUCGAGGUGUAUAGACAGCUCUCCGAGCGGCAGCAGCUGGUGGCUGAGCAGCUGGAGCAGCUGGUGCGCUGCCUGGCGGAGAAAGUCCCGCAAGGCGAGGCGCUGGCGCCGGCGCCCCCGGACGAGGGUAGCACUGCAAGCGGCACCGUGGCGGCGGAAGAGACGGGGGCCGCCGCGGCUGCGGCGGCCACCGAGGUGUGGGACGGCUUUAAGUGCCGGAAAUGUCAUGGGUUUCUAUCAGACCCCGUGUCCUUGUCGUGUGGCCACACCUUUUGUAAACUGUGCCUGGAACGUGGGCGGGCCGCCGACCGGCGCUGUGCGCUGUGCGGGGUCAAGCUCUCCGCCUUGAUGGUGGCCACUGGGCGGGCGCGUGGAGCCCGGCGGGCUGGGCAGCAGCCGCCGCCGCCGCUGCGAGUCAACGUGGUGCUCAGCGGCCUCCUCGGCAAGUUGUUUCCAGGCCCAGCGCGAGCGUCGCAACUCCGGCACGAGGGCAACCGACUGUACCGCGAGCGCCAGGUGGAGGCGGCACUGCUCAAGUACAACGAGGCAGUUAAGUUGGCUCCAAAUGACCACUUGCUUUAUAGCAAUCGGUCUCAGAUUUAUUUCACCUUGGAGUCUCAUGAGAAUGCACUGCAUGAUGCAGAAAUAGCAUGUAAGCUCCGCCCGAUGGGUUUUAAGGCACAUUUCAGAAAAGCCCAAGCCUUAGCCACCCUAGGCAAGGUGGAGGAGGCACUAAGGGAGUUUCUCUACUGUGUAUCCCUUGAUGGAAAGAACAAGAGAGCAAGAUGUGAAGCCCAAAGACUUCUCCUUAGUUUCUUUUCACCAUCAGUCCCGGGGGAUUCUCAGGAACAUUCUCCCGAUAUCCUGAAGCUGUUGGCACCUCACCCUAGAUUAAAGGAAAACGUAGAGUCAAUGACUACUGAAGUUACCAGCCAUAAUCUACCAAGGUUGUUACAGGACAAUCUGGAGCUCCCACAUUGUUCUAGUCAGGAGGAAGCAGCAGCCAGGGGAGAUGGCAGCAGUCUGAUGGACCCAGCUAAAGUGAAGGGGGAUGGUCAGCAGCACCACAUGAAAGACCAGGAAGAAGAGGAGGAGAAGUGGGAUGCUACCUCUCCAAAAGCUACUUCCAGCAAGACUGGAAAAUGCCAGGAAAAGAAAAGGAAACAUUGCCAGAUUGAAUCCCAAGAAGAAACGGGGAUGCCUAAUAAAGCCUCCAAGCAAGAUCCUCCCACUGAUCAGGAGGACAAACCUGCUCUCAGUUUACCACUUGCAUCUUUCGACGCAUCUGACCUUGAAUGCGCUCUAUGUAUGAGAUUAUUCUAUGAGCCAGUCACAACACCUUGCGGGCAUACUUUUUGCUUAAAAUGCCUAGAAAGAUGCCUAGAUCACAACGCAAAGUGUCCAUUGUGCAAAGACGGUCUUUCACAGUGCUUGGCAUCAAGAAAAUACAGCAAAAAUGUAAUAAUGGAGGAGCUCAUAGCUAAAUUCCUUCCAGAAGAACUGAAGGAACGAAGGAAGCUUUAUGAAGAGGAAAUGGAAGAACUUUCUAACCUUAAUAAGAAUGUGCCUAUUUUCGUGUGUACUAUUGCCUAUCCCACCGUUCCUUGUCCCCUGCACAUCUUUGAGCCUUGUUACCGCCUGAUGAUUCGUAGAUGCAUUGAGACAGGCACGAGACAGUUUGGCAUGUGCCUUGGAGAUCCUGUCAAAGGGUUUGCAGAAUAUGGCUGCAUCCUAGAGAUCAGAAAUGUUCGAUUCUUUGCUGAUGGCCGCUCAGUGGUUGACAGCAUAGGCAAGAGGCGCUUCAGGGUGCUCCAUCAGAGCCAGCGGGAUGGCUACAACACAGCCGACAUUGAAUACAUUGAAGACCAAAAGGUUCAGGGAGAGGAUUGUGCUGAGCUCAUGGGAUUACAUAACUGUGUCUAUCAGCAAGCGUCAUUGUGGUUUCAUUCGCUCAAAUUAUCCCUAAAGAAUCGGAUACUCAAUCACUUUGGUCCCAUGCCGGAGAAAGACGCCGAUCCUCAGAUGAACCCGAAUGGCCCAGCCUGGUGCUGGUGGAUGUUAGCAGUUCUUCCCUUGGAAAGCCGAGCUCAGCUCCCCUUCCUAGCAAUGAGGUCCUUAAAGGACAGACUGAAUGGUAUUCGACGAGUCCUGGCCUUCAUAUCCCGAAACUAAAACUAGUGAGUGGAUUGCCGAAGAGGAGCUCCCACCUUCCCCACUGCCGUCGGGGGGAGUCUUCUUGUAAAUAUAUCUAAUUGCAAUAAUAUCUUAACAGAAGGGGGUGUCAAACAGAGGCAUCAGCCUGCUGUUGAUCACAGAGAGAAAUUGAGUAGAAAGACCAAAAGAAUGUGACCUAUUUGAAACUUUCUGUCUUAAGAUGCUUCUUGACAUGCUGCAUAACUACAUAAACAGCAGAGGUGUUUAAGAGCCCAGAAAAACAUAAUUUGAUUUUAACAUUAAAAUUUCCAAAAGUUUAAAAUGGUUUUGCUUUAAUAUUCUUUCUUUCAUAGAUCAAUGACUGUGUGGUUGAAAUGUGAAAACAAAGAUACUAAUAAUGUUGCUGUAUAAUUUCACUGACUUGAGGUCUCAUUCCAAAUGGUUCAGGAUAAAUAGAGCAUUGUGUAAAAUAAUGUUCAUACUUCUGUUUUAAUAAUUUAUUUUUUGCACUACUGUAUCCUUUUUUCUACAUGUAUGUUUGUAACUAUUUAAGCGUACAUUGCUGAAAAGUCCAUUGCUUUAUUUAUUGAUGUGGUUUACCAUGUACCUAGGGGGAAAUAACAAUACUAGAAGUGUGCAGUUUUUGCUUUUAUCUUUUUUUUACUACAAUGACACUAGUUCUUAGACCAUUUCUGUAUCUAUCCAAAUGGAUGCUUAAAAGAAGUUCAGAAUGAUGCUAAGAUCAUCUGUCUUCAGAGUCCACUUUUUUUUUUUCAGUUUGAACUAAACAAUAUAAAAUACUUAAGGGAUUUGGCCUAGAUUAUGGUAUAUGCCAAGGUAAAGUAAAAUAAUUCAUUUUCUGUGUGUAAUACAGAACAAAGCUGAAAGAAUUAUUUUUAUUAUAGGCAUUUACUUCAGCAAUCUAAUUGUACGUGUAUCUAAUUUUUCCCCAGUGCAGUUAGGAAUCGGAUUUUAGGCAGGAUCAUAAUUAACUCUUCAGAGGAAAUGGUGUUCAGUUUAGCACAUCACAGUCAUGCCCAACUAGCCUCCAUAACCCACCUCUCCCCGGGGUUCUGAGGAUCAAGACCUGGACAGAAACACUUGAUAAGGACUUUUUAUUAUUAAAAAUGUAAAUAAGACAAAUAGAGUAGAACCCUAUAGAAAUCUUUUUAAAGGAACCAGAUGGCCGGGCACGGUGGCUCAUGCCUGUAAUCCCAGCACUUUGGGAGGCCGAGGCAGGCGGAUCACUUGAGGUCAGGAGUUCGAGAGCAGCCUAACUAACAUGAUGAAACCCUGUCUCUACUAAAAAUGGAUACAAAAUUAGCCAGGCUUGGUGGUGUAUGCCUGUAAUCCCAGCUACUUGGGAGGCUGAGGCAGGAGAAUCACAUGAACCUGGGAGAUGGAGGUUGCAGUGAGCCGAGAUUGCACCACUGCACUCCAGCCUGGACAACGAGCAAACCUGCGUCUC
Messenger RNA from Pan troglodytes (chimpanzee), 4045 nucleotides. It is a transcript of the gene LONRF3, whose product is annotated as LON peptidase N-terminal domain and ring finger 3. Gene Ontology annotation, molecular function: ubiquitin protein ligase activity; metal ion binding; protein binding. The record is from RefSeq and is a predicted model, not a curated record. Lineage: Eukaryota; Metazoa; Chordata; Mammalia; Primates; Hominidae. The transcript is spliced from 12 exons. The coding region runs from base 166 to 2595 and encodes 809 amino acids.